This is a messenger RNA of Tigriopus californicus, 1140 nucleotides long. RefSeq names its product DNA damage-regulated autophagy modulator protein 2-like. The record is from RefSeq and is a predicted model, not a curated record. The transcript has 3 exons. Bases 230 to 1069 code for a protein of 279 amino acids. NCBI's taxonomy places the organism in Eukaryota, Metazoa, Arthropoda, Copepoda, Harpacticoida, Harpacticidae.
GUACGUAUGUCACAACAAGCUACAAGCUAGUACAUAUAUCGCUCGAGACUCCCUAGCUUGAGCGCGCCUGCAAUCUGGCCAGGGUGAAUUCAUCCAUCGGGUUAAUCGGGUUAAUCCGGUGAAUCCUUCUCGUGACGACUGGCUCGAACCCCGUGACCUAUCGGAUUUGUGGACUGUAAGACUGGAUCGCGGCAUCGCCCCGGGGUAAUUGGGUGCGUGUGUGGACAGGAUGGUGAUUCCACCGUUGCACUAUUUCCCCGUGGCUACGGCCAUCCUCUUUCCCGUGACCUUCUUGGCCACCUACUCGCUGUCCGUGUUCCUGGGUCACACGGAGAUGGACUGGCCCUACAUCUCGGACACGUCAGCCUAUCCGCCGGAGUCCUGUAUCUUUAGUCAGUUUGUCAAUUUGGGCGCCUUCCUCGUGGCCAUCACCGUCUACAUUCGAUACAAACAGGUCCAGGAGUUCUAUUUGUCCCAUCAGAUGGGCGUGGCCUCGCAUCGAACCAAUCAAGUGGGGCUUAUCCUGGGCUGGAUCGGCGCCUUGGGCAUUUCGAUAGUGGCCAAUUUCCAAGAGACCUCGGUCUUUGUCGUCCACUUCAUCGGGGCCAUGAUGGCCUUUGGCGUGGGCACGCUCUACUUGUGGACCCAGGUAUACGCCUCCUUCAUCCUGUGCUCACUCAGUCAUGGGCGGAUCCUGCUUUAUGGCCGAGCUCUAUUGGCCAUCAUUUGUUCGAUCGGAUUUCCCCUGAUGCUAUCCUGUGGCGUGAUUGCCGCCCAGGAAUUCCGGAAAAAAGACAAAACCAAAUGGCAGCCCGAGGAUGGGGGCUGGGCCUGGCACGUGGCCAGCACCAGCACCGAGUGGAUCAUAGCCACGUGCUUCUUUCUGGUCUUACUGUCUUUUGUGCCCGAGUUCAAAAAGAUCUGGCUGGAUUCGCCCCAGAUCUGCGUGCGCCUGACCCAUCGCGAUGCCCGCCUGUUCGAUGACCCAGAGCAGACCAUAUUCCGGUCGACCUAUGCCGAUUCCGUGACCUCCACCGAGGACAUUCCGGCCGCCGUGGUUCGGGCCUAGAAAAGCGCCAGCUUGUCAGAAUUAAUGUUUAUUUACACUGGGAUAUACUGAAUCAAAACGCGGUGCCCCGA